Fusarium poae is the source of this 2028-nucleotide messenger RNA. RefSeq lists its product as uncharacterized. The transcript has 4 exons. The record is from RefSeq and is a predicted model, not a curated record. Lineage: Eukaryota; Fungi; Ascomycota; Sordariomycetes; Hypocreales; Nectriaceae. Bases 1 to 2028 code for a protein of 675 amino acids.
AUGGAUAUCCCUUCUCGACCAAGACAGUCUGGACCAGGCGGCUAUUUUGUCAUAUCAUCGCGUGUUCACGGUCAGAGUCAUCUACCUAAUCCGGUAUGCGUAGAUACAAAUCGUUGCCGAGCAUGUCUCUUCCCUAUAGAGAUACGGAAGGAGUCUAUCGUGGCGUUGACUUCCGAUGGCAACGUAUCUACCGCAUUCCUGAUGCACCAAGAAGAGUGCUUCUUGCCUAUAUACUUCGACAAAUCCCUCAACACGGCGUUCCGGAUAUGCUCACAUCCUUCCUGCACUCACGCAAGGGGUCUUGCCGUUACUUUUCAUGCCGAUUGUGCCCACAUUGCUACUCGCUUCGGAAACCCUCUCAUCAGAUACUGUCCGUUUACUGAAUAUUCGUAUCAGCCAAGCAAGCAGCAUCAGAAUGGGCGAAGGGAAAGAAUACGUAUCCUGAUCGAGAAUGCACUCCACAGAACAUAUGGGAACCUCUCACCAGAGUUGUGGCGCAUUAUUUCUGAUGAUGAUGAGCUGAUCAGACUUUACACCAUAGCUGAAAUUGCUUUGAAUUGCCGUAAAAGCGAAUGGUCUAUCGAUCUAGCAACUACGGUUUGGGCCACCUAUACCACUGUUGAUGGUAUAGAAUACGUGAACUCAUUGUCCGAAUCGCCUACACUCAGAGCUCGCCUAGUUUGGGACAGCACUACUUUGUCAGACGUCCGGCACUUAUACGUUUCCAGUGAUCAUCUCGGGAUUAGGCAAAUCGCUUCCGACACUGCCUUGACCGAGGUCAAUGUAUCAGCUCCUGUCUACUGGCAAACAAUAUCGAUUGAGAGUCGAAGGAUUGCAUUUACGGGCGAUGGGUACAAACUACGAGAAGUGUCGAGCUCUUCUCUUGUUCAAUGGCCCCGCCCAAUGUCACCAUCCAGUCUUGGCUCUCUAGCCUUUUACUACGCUGGGUGGGGAGAAGGAGAGGCCAUUGCGAGGAUGAAGACCUUCACUUUCAACCAGAAAGGCACGGUUGGUUACUCGGUCUGUUGGUCGAGUAACGAAAUGGUUUCCAUUCACGCAAACCAGGCUGCUCAGGAGAUCACUAAACACGGUUCCAGGAGCGACAAGCAUUCCGAAUACAGUAAGCACAAUAAUUUGAAAUGGACAUAUCAUUCUAUUGAAGAAGGCGAGUACAUUCAGCAAGUCUGGUUGCGUGGAACUACCAAGUAUGAUGCUUCCAGCGCUCUUCCCUGCUGGGGUGAAGGAGGUUUAGGGUUCCAUCUAUCUACGUCCUGGGGCACGCAAACAUACAAGAGGCCCAGCGACAUUGCCCUUGCGCUCGUUACUAACAAAGGACGGUUGAUAAUAUCUGGGAGCUACCCAGGUCAUGACGCGAACAAUACUCCUUUCUCAAGAUAUCGCGAGUGGUUGAUGAUAGCUAAAACGGAGCCUCACGAGCAUAUUGCGAUGUUCUUCUCCCCUUCAAACAAUGGCAUCCCUCUCUUUGCCUCGCUAAAGUUACCGGAAGAUAGCAAGAACAUAUCUUUACCAAAGCAAACCUCCCUUAGUCCCAUGCCACAGUUCAACCAUCGCCGUUCGCUACACUACUCAUCAGCCUCUUUGGAGGAUGUCAUAAGUGUCACAGUAUGCAGGGGCAAAAGCAACAAUGACACAGGGAUCAUCCGGAAAUUUGAUCUGGAGAACAGUUGUUUUACUGAGACCAAGUACAGCAAGGUCGCAGGACUUCUGUUUCGAUACGCAGAUGGCCGUGAAGCUAGUGUUGGAUGUUUUCAUUUUGAUUCGGGUGAAGAGCCACUCAGGACGAGUGAGUCUAGAGGAUUAUCCGUAGGAACACGACCUGGAACAAUAACGCAACUACCACCACAUGUAUCAGCUGUAAGCGUUGUGCGUCCAGAGGAGGAGGAGGAAUGGACUUGGAUGGAAUUACCUUGGUCUGGCACACUUGAAUGGUGGUUUGAUCCUGAUAACCUUGACACCAACAUCAAUCAUGUUGGUCGAGUUGAUCAGCUUGGGACGUUUGAUGGCUAG